AGGAGAUUUCCGACCUCACGGAGCAGAUUGCCGAGGGAGGAAAGGCGAUUCACGAGCUGGAGAAAGUCAAGAAGCAGAUUGAGCAGGAGAAAUCUGAAAUCCAGGCUGCUCUGGAGGAAGCUGAGGCUUCCCUGGAACACGAAGAGGGAAAGAUCCUGCGCCUCCAGCUUGAGCUCAACCAGGUAAAGUCUGAGAUUGACAGAAAGAUAGCAGAGAAAGAUGAGGAGAUUGACCAAAAGAGCAGAAGUGAAUCCUUAAGGCUGAAGAAGAAGAUGGAGGGAGACCUGAAUGAAAUAGAGAUCCAGUUGAGCCACGCCAACCGCCAGGCUGCAGAGGCACAAAAGAACCUGAGAAACACACAGGGAGUGCUCAAGGAUACCCAGAUACAUUUGGACGAUGCUCUCAGGACACAGGAGGACCUGAAGGAGCAGGUGGCCAUGGUGGAGCGCAGAGCAAACCUGCUGCAGGCUGAAAUUGAGGAGCUACGGGCAGCACUAGAACAAACAGAGAGGUGUAGAAAGGUGGCUGAACAGGAACUGAUGGAUGCAAGUGAGCGUGUGCAGCUCCUCCAUACACAGAACACCAGCUUGAUCAACACCAAGAAGAAGCUGGAAACAGACAUUGCCCAAAUUCAGAGUGAGAUGGAAGAUACGAUCCAGGAAGCCCGCAAUGCUGAAGAGAAGGCCAAGAAGGCCAUCACAGAUGCAGCCAUGAUGGCAGAAGAGUUGAAGAAGGAGCAGGACACCAGCGCCCACCUGGAGAGGAUGAAGAGGAACCUGGACCAGACGGUGAAGGACCUGCAGCACCGUCUGGACGAAGCCGAACAGUUGGCUCUGAAGGGAGGCAAGAAGCAAAUCCAGAAGCUGGAGGCCAGAGUGCGGGAGUUGGAGGGGGAGGUUGAUGCUGAGCAGAAGCGCAGUGCUGAAGCCGUGAAGGGUGUGCGCAAGUACGAGAGGAGGGUGAAGGAGCUGACCUACCAGGUGAAAUCCUACAAGAGACAAGCUGAGGAGGCUGAGGAGCUGUCCAAUGUCAAUCUCACAAAGUUCCGCAAGAUCCAGCACGAGCUGGAGGAAGCUGAGGAGAGGGCUGACAUUGCAGAGUCGCAGGUCAACAAGCUCCGAGCAAAGAGUCGUGAAAUUGGCAAGAAGGCAGAAAGUGAAGAGUAAAUUCCUCCAGUCGUGCAAAGUGAGAGAGUUACACAAAAUGUGAAAUUCUAUCACUUUGUUUUUGUAAUCACUGUUUAGUUCUUCAUCAAUCUCUAGAUAAUUAAUGCUUAGAUAAUAAA
This is a messenger RNA of Phaethon lepturus (White-tailed tropicbird), 1285 nucleotides long. Its product is annotated as myosin-3-like. The record is from RefSeq and is a predicted model, not a curated record. Gene Ontology annotation, biological process: peptidyl-threonine phosphorylation; actomyosin structure organization. Gene Ontology annotation, molecular function: protein serine/threonine kinase activity. Gene Ontology annotation, cellular component: cytoskeleton; cytoplasm; myosin complex. Lineage: Eukaryota; Metazoa; Chordata; Aves; Phaethontiformes; Phaethontidae.